This is a messenger RNA of Globicephala melas (long-finned pilot whale), 1833 nucleotides long. RefSeq names its product dopamine beta-hydroxylase (gene DBH). Gene Ontology annotation, molecular function: dopamine beta-monooxygenase activity; copper ion binding. Lineage: Eukaryota; Metazoa; Chordata; Mammalia; Artiodactyla; Delphinidae. The record is from RefSeq and is a predicted model, not a curated record. Gene Ontology annotation, cellular component: secretory granule membrane. Gene Ontology annotation, biological process: norepinephrine biosynthetic process; octopamine biosynthetic process; dopamine catabolic process.
AUGCAGGUCCCCAGCCCCAGCGUGCGCGAGGCGGCCUCCAUGUACGGCACAGCGGUGGCCGUCUUCCUGGUCAUCCUGGUGGCCGCACUGCAGGGCUCGGCACCCCCCGAGAGCCCCUUCCCCUACCGCAUCCCCCUGGACCCCGAGGGGACCCUGGAGCUGUCGUGGAAUGUCAGCUACGUGCAGGAGACUGUCCACUUCCAGCUCCUGGUGCGGGAGCUCAAGGCCGGUGUCCUGUUUGGGAUGUCGGACCGUGGCGAGUUGGAGAACGCCGACCUGGUCGUGCUCUGGACCGACGGGGACAGUGCCCACUUUGGGGACGCCUGGAGUGACCAGAAGGGGCAGAUCCAUCUGGACGCCCAGCAGGAUUACCAGCUGCUGCGGGCACAGAGGACCCGGGAAGGCCUGUCCCUGCUGUUCAAGAGGCCCUUUGGCACCUGUGACCCCAAGGAUUACCUCAUCGAGGACGGCACCGUCCACCUGGUGUACGGCAUCCUGGAGGAGCCGUUCCAGUCGCUGGAGGCCAUCAACGUCUCCAGCCUGCAGACGGGGCUGCAGCGGGUGCAGCUGCUGAAGCCCAACAUCUCCAUCCCGGCCCUGCCCUCAGACGUGCGCACCAUGGAGGUCCGCGCCCCCGACGUCCUGGUCCCCGGCCGGGAAACCACGUACUGGUGCCACAUCACCGAGCUCCCCGACGGCUUCCCUCGGCACCACAUCGUCAUGUACGAGCCCAUCGUCACCGAGGGCAACGAGGCCCUGGUGCACCACAUGGAGGUCUUCCAGUGCGCAGCCGAGUUCGAGAGCUUCCCCCACUUCAGCGGGCCCUGCGACUCCAAGAUGAAGCCGGAGCGGCUCAACUACUGUCGCCACGUGCUGGCCGCCUGGGCCCUGGGCGCCAAGGCCUUUUACUACCCAGAGGAAGCCGGCCUUGCUUUCGGGGGCCCUGGGUCCUCCAGAUUUCUCCGCCUGGAAGUCCACUACCACAACCCGCUGAUGAUAAAAGGCCGGCGCGACUCCUCGGGCAUCCGCCUGUACUACACGGCCACGCUGCGGCGCUUCGACGCGGGCAUCAUGGAGCUGGGCCUGGUGUACACGCCUGUGAUGGCCAUCCCCCCGCAGGAGACGGGCUUCGUCCUCACCGGCUACUGCACGGACAAGUGCACCCAGCUGGCUCUGCCUCCUUCCGGAAUCCACAUCUUCGCCUCUCAACUCCACACGCACCUGACGGGCAGGAAGGUGGUCACGGUGCUGGCCCGGGAUGGCCGCGAGAAGGAGAUUGUGAACAGAGACAACCACUACAGCCCUCACUUCCAGGAGAUCCGCAUGUUGAAGAAGGUCGUGUCCGUCCACCCGGGAGACGUGCUCAUCACUUCCUGCACAUACAACACGGGAGACAGGAAGCUGGCCACCGUGGGGGGCUUCGGGAUCCUGGAGGAGAUGUGCGUCAACUACGUGCACUACUACCCCCUGACGCAGCUGGAGCUCUGCAAGAGUGCCGUGGACCCCGGCUUCCUGCAGAAGUAUUUCCACCUUGUGAACAGGUUCAACAGCGAGGAAGUCUGCACCUGCCCUCAAGCCUCUGUCCCUGAGCAGUUUGCCUCUGUGCCCUGGAACUCCUUCAACCGCCAAGUGCUCAAGGCUCUGUACAGCUUUGCCCCCAUCUCCAUGCACUGCAACAAGUCCUCGGCUGUCCGCUUCCAGGGUGAGUGGAAUCUGCAGCCCCUUCCCGAGAUCAUCUCCAAGCUGGAAGAGCCCACCCGCCACUGCCCAGCCAGCCAGGGUCAGAGCCCCGCCGGCCCCACCAUGGUCAGCAUCGGCGGGGGCAAAGGUUGA